AUGUCCCACGAAUACAACAAAGAACUGCGACCUCUCGGUCUACUGGAGCGAUAUUCCACCGCUCGUAGCCAUCUUGGAAUAUACAACAACGUGUGCGUAACCGCCGUUUAUAAAUAUGACAACAGUGGCAACCUCCGACAGAAGCUGUGCAAGGCCGUGGACUUCUUGCUCGGUCAGCAUCCAAUUUUGAGCGCUACGCCGGUGGACAUCCACACCGAGUCUCCGCGUUUUGUUUUGCUGCCAUCCAUUGAUUUCGGGAGACUCGUUACAUUGAGAGAAACUACCACGCCCAUUGCGAGUUCAGAAUUUGAAUUAGAACUGGAAGCUCUUCUUGAAACACAACACAACAAGCCUUUUAAACAUGACGAAAACCUGAGUCCUUUCUGGAGGCUUGAGGUCUGGGACAACAGGGCCAUCUCCCAAAGCUUUCUAGUAUGCCUCUGCUUCCAUCACUCAUUGAUGGACACCAAGAGUGCCCUCGUAUUUCACGAAGAUCUUCAGCAAGCUUUGAAUCAAACGCUCCCGAAAGCCUCUCAACAGAGCGAGCUUCUCCCAUCUUUGGAGUCUGUCUACCAUCUGCCAAUUUCGGAAGCUUUCAAGGAAACUGUGGCUCAGAAUGACCUACCGGCGAAUAUAUGGAGCGGUGCGCCACAGCGUGUACCAGUACAGACCCGCAUUCGACUGUUUUGGGUUUCAGAAAAAGUUGGUGAUACUUUCAGGAGGCGAUGUAAGCGUGAGGGGGCUUCUCUCACUGCCGGUAUCAUGGCUCUUCUUGCGGCUACUUUCUUCAAAGUCCUUCCAGAGCAAUAUGAUACAUUGCAAGGGGACUGCGCCGUGUCUCUGCGUCAUCUCUUGCCGCCUCCCAUUGACGAUCGCUCCUUGGGUUGUUACGUUGGCUCUUUCAGUGAAAAAUACUCUCGAAAAUGCGAAUCAGUUUGGUCUGAUGCAAGAAGGACAAAGGAGACCAUCGACGAGGUUGGAAAUAGGAAAGGGGCAGAUAUGCCCGUUGGCUAUCUACAGCAUGUUUCGGAAGAUAUAUCAGGCUGGCUUUCUGUGAAAGUUGGCAAGAAGCGGGCGGCUGCUUGGGAGUUGAGCAAUGUCGGAGUAGUCAGUGAAGCUCAAAGUGAUGGCCCGAUCGAAUUAGAGCGUGUGCUUUUCAGUCAAAGUGCAAGCGCAUGCUCUGGGGCAGUCAAGGUUAGUGUCGUGACGGGAAGAGACAAGCGGCCUGGUUUCUGCUUCUCAUGGCAAGAGGGAAUUGUCCAGGAGGAUUUGGCUGAGGAGAUUGUGUCCAGUUUCAGAGAGCUGCUCGAGUCCGUGGAUGUAUGA
This is a messenger RNA of Colletotrichum truncatum, 1326 nucleotides long. RefSeq lists its product as uncharacterized. NCBI's taxonomy places the organism in Eukaryota, Fungi, Ascomycota, Sordariomycetes, Glomerellales, Glomerellaceae. Gene Ontology annotation, molecular function: N-acetyltransferase activity. The record is from RefSeq and is a predicted model, not a curated record.